UGAACUUCUUGGUCUCAAGGACUGACGCUCAGGCUCCUCUCUCGCCUUAGCCAAACUUGCUUUCCCGCCUCUCAAACUCCGACUUCACUCCACUCCUCUUUUCCCUCCACUUUCCCCUCCUCUAUCUCCCAAGUCACAAGCCCCUGUCCCCUAUUCCUUUCCCCGUCUCUCCCUCCUCCUCUCCCUUUUCAACUUCUUGUCCGAUUCCACCUCAGACUUCCCGAGCGUUCCUAACUCAGUCGCCCGCUUUUGAUCGGCUCGAAGCCAUGGCGGGACCUGGGGGUUGGAGGGACAAGGAAGUCACGGAUCUGGGCCACUUGCCGGAUCCAACUGGAAUAUUCUCAUUGGAUAAAACCAUUGGCCUUGGUACUUAUGGCAGGAUCUAUUUGGGACUCCAUGAAAAAACUGGUGCAUUUACAGCUGUUAAAGUAAUGAAUGCUCGUAAGACCCCUUUACCUGAAAUAGGAAAGAGAGUGAGAGUGAAUAAAUAUCAAAAGUCUGUUGGAUGGAGAUACAGUGAUGAGGAAGAGGAUCUCAGGACUGAACUCAACCUUUUGAAGAAGUACUCUUUCCACAAAAACAUUGUGUCCUUCUAUGGUGCUUUUUUCAAACUGAGUCCUCCUGGUCAGAGGCACCAACUUUGGAUGGUGAUGGAGUUAUGUGCAGCAGGCUCGGUCACUGAUGUAGUGAGAAUGACUAGAAAUCAGAGUUUGAAAGAAGAUUGGAUUGCUUAUAUCUGCCGAGAAAUUCUUCAGGGUUUAGCUCAUCUUCAUGCACACCGUGUAAUUCACCGGGACAUCAAAGGUCAGAAUGUGCUCCUGACUCAUAAUGCUGAAGUAAAACUUGUGGAUUUUGGAGUGAGUGCCCAGGUGAGCAGAACUAAUGGGAGGAGAAAUAGUUUCAUUGGAACACCAUACUGGAUGGCACCUGAGGUGAUUGACUGUGAUGAAGAUCCAAGACGUUCCUAUGAUUACAGAAGUGAUGUGUGGUCCGUGGGAAUCACUGCCAUUGAAAUGGCUGAGGGGGCUCCUCCCCUGUGUAACCUUCAGCCCUUGGAAGCCCUCUUUGUUAUUUUGCGGGAAUCUGCCCCCAAAGUCAAAUCCAGUGGAUGGUCUCGUAAGUUCCACAAUUUUAUGGAAAAGUGCAUGAUAAAAAAUUUUCUAUUUCGUCCUACUUCUGCAAACAUGCUUCAUCAUCCUUUUGUUCAAAAUAUUAAAAAUGAAGGACAUGUUGUUGAGUCAUUGAAGAAGCAUCUUACUGGAAUCAUUAAAAAGAGACAGAAAAAAGGAAUACCUCUGGUCUUUGAAAGAGAAGAAGCUAUUAAGGAACAGUACACCAUGAGAAGAUUCAGAGGACCUUCUUGUACUCAUGAGCUUCUGAGACUGCCAACCAGCAGUAGAUGCAGACCACUUAGAGUUCUGCAUGGAGAACCCUCUCAGCCAAGGUGGUUACCUGAUCGAGAAGAGCCACAGGUCCAGGCACUUCAGCAUCUACAGGGAGCAGCCAGGGUGUUCAUGCCACUACAGGCUCAGGACAAUGCACCUAGGCCUCUACAGGGGCAAGCCCAGGCACCUCAGCGGCUUCAAGGGGCAGCUCGGGUGUUUAUGCCACUACAGGCUCAGGUUAAGGCUAAGGCAUCUAGGCCCCUACAGAUGCAGAUUAAGGCACCUCCACGACUCCGGAGGGCAGCCUGGAUGCUCAUGCCACUACAGGCUCAGGUUAAGGUACCUAGGCCUCUACAGGUACAGUCCCAGGUCCCAAAAGAGCAGCAGGCUCAGGCUCAGCCCCAGACAUCAGAAGAGCCACAGGAUUUGGACCAGGUGCCAGAGGAAUUUCAGAGGCAAGAUCAGGUACCUGAACAACAACAAAGGCAGGGUCAGGCCCCUGAACAGCACCAGAGGCAGAACCAGGUACCUGAACAGCAGCUGGAGCUGAACCAGGUACCUGAACAGCCAGAGGUACAGGAACAGGCUGCUGAGCCCACACAGGCAGAGACUGAGGCAGAGCAACCUGAGUCAUUACGAGUACAUGCUCAGGUGUUCCUGCCCCUCCUGUCACAGAACCACCAUGUGCUCUUGCCACUACAUUUGGAUACUCAGGUACUCAUUCCAGUCAAGGGGCAAACUGAAGGGUCAGCUCAGGCACAGGCCUGGGCACUAGAGCCCCCACAGGCAGUGGGCUCAGUUCAAGAACUGAUAGAGGGACUAUCAAGAGAUUUACUUCGAGCACCAAACUCACAUAACUCAAAGCCACUUGGUCCACUGCAAACCUUGAUGGAAAACCUGUCUUCAAACAUGUUUUACUCCCAACCAGAACAGGCAAGGAAGAAAAAAUCAAAAGUGUCUAGUCUAAGGCAGGCAUUGGCAAAAAGACUAUCACCAAAGAGGUUCCGGGCAAAGGUAUCGCGGAGACCUGAAGACUUGGAGCUCUCAGAUGUAGAAGCCUGCAGGCGAAGGCGCCAGCGCAGAUGGGAGGAUAUCUUUAAUCAGCAUGAGGAAGAAUUGAGACAAGUUGCAAAUGACAAAGAAGAUGAAUCAUCAGACAAUGAUGAAGUAUUUCAUUCAAUUCAAGCUGAAGUCCAAAUAGAGCCAUUGCAACCAUACAUUCCAAAUCCUAAAGAGGUUCAAGAGAGAUCUACUUAUAAUCAGGACUGUGCACAACGUGUCAAGUUCUCUUCAAAUGUUCCUCAGCAGUCUGUUUUGGAACAAGCUCAGAAGCCCACUGACAUCAGACAAAGGAGUUCACAAAAUCCUCAGAAUUGCCCAGCGGCGUCAGAAUCAUCUUCUGAGGAAGAGAGUCCUGUGACCUGGAGGAGGUCCCAGUCAUCACCACCUUAUUCCACUAUUGAUCAGAAGUUGCUGGUUGAUGUCCAUGUUCCAGAUGGAUUUAAAGUAGGAAAAAUAUCCCCCCCCGUUUACCUGACAAAUGAAUGGGUAGGCUAUAAUGCACUCUCUGAAAUCUUCCGAAAUGAUUGGUUGACUCCUGCACCUGUCAUUCAGCCACCUGAAGAGGAUGGUGAUUAUGUUGAACUCUAUGAUACUGGUGCUGAUACUGAUGGUGAUGAUGACAAUUCUAAUGAUGCUUAUGAGGAUACCUAUGACCAUGACAAUAGCAAUGAUGACUUGCAUAACAAGGUUGAUCAGGCUAAUGAUGUUGGUGAAGACCAUGGUGAUAAUGACAAUGGUGAAGCUAUUGAUGACAAAGAAAAUAAUCAUGAUGAUGCUCCUUGUUGGCCAAGACCAAGCUAUGGCAGAGAUGGAAGCUGCAAGCAAGAUGGAAGUGAUGGUGGAGAAGAGACCUGCAGCAGCUAUGGAAGCCAGAGAGUCCAUAGAAGUCAUGAAGGAAAUGUAGCCAGUGGGGGCAGUGCAGCCAUUGUAGAUGUUGAAGAACUUGGAGCCAAUAUAGGCAAUGGAAGAAGAGUUAAGGAGGUUAAUGAAGGUAAGGGAGUCAGUGAAGCCAAUGAAGAAAGCGGAGCCCUUGAACUCAGUGGAGGAGAAAAUCACUCAGAGACAGAUGGUCAAGGAUUGGAGAGACCCAUAUCCCAGGACUUUGAACAUCAACAGAAGGAACCAGGUGGUAGAAACGAGGCCUCAAAUGCCAUUGCCUCUGGCGCUGCAGCAGCAGCACCUGAUGAUGAGAAUGACAGCAUGGACAUAUCAGAAGCAUCAACACAAUCAGGUUUUUCUGCCAGCUACUCAUCUCCUUCCAAUGGUUUUUGGAGGGCUGCAAAUGCUGACUUUGCCAGUGCCAUCUUGUAUGCUGGAUUAGUGGAAGCACCUGAGAAAUCACCUAAGCGAUCCUCUGAAGUCAAUGUUAACCCACUAUAUGUGUCCCCUGCAUGUAAGAAACCACUAAUUCACAUGUAUGAAAAGGAAUUCACUUCUGAGAUCUGCUGUGGUUCUUUGUGGGGAGUGAAUUUGCUGUUGGGAACCCGAUCUAAUUUGUAUCUGAUGGACAGAAGUGGAAAGGCAGACAUCACUAAACUGAUAAAGCGAAGACCAUUUCGUCAGAUUCAAGUUGUAGAGCCACUCAAUUUGCUGAUUACUAUCUCCGGCCAUAAGAACAGACUUAGGGUUUAUCAUUUGACCUGGCUGAGGAACAAGAUUUUGAAUGAUGAUCCAGAAAGUAAAAGGAGACAAGAGGAAAUGCUAAAGACAGAGGAAGCCUGCAAAGCUAUUGAUAAGUUGACAGGCUGUGAACACUUCAGUGUCCUCCAACAUGAAGAAACAACAUAUAUUGCAAUUGCUUUGAAAUCAUCAAUUCACCUUUACGCUUGGGCACCAAAAUCCUUUGAUGAAAGCACUGCUAUCAAAGUAAUAUGCAUUGAUCAAUCAGCAGACUCCGAAGGAGACUACAUGUCCUAUGAAGCCUAUAUACGAAUACUGGCAAAAAUACAGGCAGCUGAUCCAGCGAACCGGUUUAAGAGACCAGAUGAGCUCCUUCAUUUGCUGAAGCUCAAGGUGUUUCCAACAGUUGGUCAUAAGCCAGUGACAGUUGACCUGGCUAUUGGUUCUGAAAAAAGACUAAAGAUUUUCUUCAGCUCAACAGAUGGAUAUCACAUCAUUGAUGCCGAAUCUGAGGUUAUGUCUGAUGUGACUCUGCCAAAUAACAAUAUCAUCAUUUUACCUGAUUCCUUGGGAAUUGGCAUGAUGCUCACCUUCAAUGCUGAAGCCCUUUCUCUAGAAGCAAAUGAACAGCUCUUCAAGAAGAUCCUUGAAGUGUGGAAAGACAUACCAUCUUCAGUAGCUUAUGAGUGUACACAGCGAACCACAGGAUGGGGCCAAAAGGCCAUCGAAGUCCGCUCUUUGCAAUCAAGGGUCCUGGAAAGUGAACUGAAGCGCAGGUCAAUUAAGAAGCUGAGAUUUCUGUGUACCCGAGGUGACAAGCUAUUCUUUACCUCCACCCUGCGCAAUCGCCACAGCCGGGUUUACUUCAUGACCCUUGGAAACCUUGAAGAGCUCCAAAACAAUUAUGGUGUUUAAAAAGUUCCAAUGAUUUAUUACAUUUACAAACAUCAUAAAUAUGCAACUUGCAUCUUAAUAUUUCUGAGAUUAAAUGAGCAUUCAGUUUUAUUGUUAGGGAAAAAUUAAAUCAGAUACUUUACUUUUAAUGUAGCGUAAAAUAGUUUUAAUGAGAAAUGCAGCUUUAUAUAUAAAAUUAACUAUAGCAAGCUCUAUGUACUCCAGUGGUGUACAAUGUCUUUUGCACAAACUUUGUAACUUUUGUUACUGUGAAUUCAAAUAUUACUCUUUGGACAGUUUGGACAGUAUCUAUAUUCAGAUUUUACUACAUGGUGUAAAGAAACCUGUAAUAAGUUAGAUCACAAAUCCUUUCAAAAUAAUUGACCCUGAGUGAAGUUUUUCAGAAAAAAAAUAGCAACAAACUCUAUGUACAUUUGCAAAGUCAUAUAAAGAACCAAAGUUUAGAUUAUUAAGUGAAAAUAAUGACUAUGCUAUAAACCAGACUAAGCCUGAACAACCUACAUGCCUGGAGAAAACUACAGUGAUAAAGGGGAAAAGGCUACCCAUUUACUUAUAGUUCCUUGACAGUCAAGCCCCUAGUCAGAGACCAGUUGUGUUUUUUUCAUACCACGGUAAGCUGGUUUUCUCCUGAUAAGGAGGAAGAAAGUCUUAGAUGCUUGAUUUUCCUCAGAACCCCUGAAAAUGUGCAAUAGCUGUUUUAAAUAAAACCACCAAAUAAUACACUUGCAAGACUGAAUACAGGACUGAAUUCCUAUACACAUGUACUGUAGAAUGAGGGUUUUUUUUAAUACAUUAAAGUAGGCAUCAAAUUUUAACCCCCAAAAACAGAUUGGUUGAUUUAUCAAAACUCUUAUCUGGCCAACAGUGGGACCAUCAGACAACAUUGAAUAUUUUCCCAAUCCCAGAUUAAACUAUAUAAAAAUUCUACCCCCCCCCGGGUCAGUCAUUAAACAAAAAGAACAAAAUGUAACAACAAAACCUUUGGCUGCUAAUGCUUAUGUUUUCCUAUUUCUAUUACUGUAAAAUCAGAAAUUAAUCUAAAAGUGAUAAGUCCACAUGUUGGGAUUUAAUGUUUAGGUAAAAAAAGAAAGAAGAAGAAGAAAGAAAGAAGAAAGGAAAGAAAGAAAGAAAGAAAGAAAGAAAGAAAGAAAGAAAGAAAGAAAGAAAGAAAGAAGAAAGAAAGAAAGAAAGAAAGAAAGAAAGAAAGAAAGAAAGAAAGAAAAAAUAUUUUGAAAAAAAUACAGCUUUCAUCAAAUUUAGAGUAGUGAAAAUCAUGCUAGUCUAUCACCCAAUAUAUUAUAGAUGCCAUAGAUAGGUGGUGUUUGGUCACCUAUAGUACCUGCUACCUGGUGAAAAACAUAAUUUUUCAUAAUUUCCUCAAUACCAUGGUUAGUUCUGGGGCAACAGAGAAGCAACAGAACUACCGCAAAGUAUACCUCAAUAUAAUUCCUCUAGUUCUGCUUCAAAAGUAUGAAGCAAGCACUAGCAGGAUACUAAUUUACAAACUACCUGGUUAACCAAAAUACAAAAGCAGCUGACUAUGUGUGAUUUCAUGAUAGCACAUUGUUUCUUGACACUCUGGUGCCAAGAAUGAUGAUUUGGAUUUUCCUAACAACUUCUAUCAAGAGUGUAGUAGCUCAAAAUGAGAAUUUAGGAGAACCUGAAUCCAUGAAUUAAAGAAAUAAAUGUGAUUCACAUUUCUGUUACUGUGACACAAUAAUGUGAUCCUAAAACUGGCUUAUUCUUGUGUGUUUACAACUCGAAUGACUUUUUAAUGCAGUAGUUUAAAGAGAAAACAAACAUUUUUCCUUAGAAGUAGUCUUCAUUAUUAUAAAUUUGUACACCAAAAAGCCAUGGGGUACUUUGUGCAAGUACCUCAUUGCUGAGCAAAUGGAGCUUGCUAUAUUUGAAUUUCAGAAAAUUUUCUCAUUUAAGUAGUAUGUAGAAUCAAGUCUUUUAAGAAUUCAUUUUUUUCUUCAUAAUAUUUACCCAAAGUUAAGAUUCAAAAAUAAGUUUUAUCUUAAAAUUGUAUUUUAAGGCAUUAAGACAGUAAACUAUUUUAGGAAGUCAACUCCCAUUGUGCUUUGUGGCUGUUAUUCUAGUAAACAGAGACCAUAGUGAACUGAAUCUACAGAGAUGCCCCAAAGUAAACAAGAAAAAUUACAGAUGUGUAACUGAGCUUUAAAGGAUGAGGUGUUAAUAAAGAAAGGAAGCUGAGUACAUAUCACGAAAGGAGAUUGAAAUGUUGAGUAGCCAAAUAGAAAGGACUGAAAAUAUUUAAAGUGGUUCAUAGGUAAUGAAUAUUUCCAAUUUUGAUGUUAUUCCACCUGGAAUUUUUAUAUCCUUUGCCAGCUGAAACGAAGUGAAGAGACAAUUAAAUUUCAUAGUCAGUGCACAGUAAUAGAAGGUAUAUCUACACCUUGCUUUGUAGAUCAAGCACCUGAAGCAAUGGAGGGGGAAUCCUGACCAGCCAAUUCCCCUAGCCCUGUGAUUGAAAUCAUGAAAGUUCUAGCAGCUUGUGAGUAGCACUGGGACAAAAUACAGUUUUAUUUUAGUGUACUUUAGUUUUUUCACUAAAGCCUUUGUCCAAAAUAAAAGGCAGUGUUGGAAAUAUUUGAAAACUAGAAAAUGAUGUAUGAAAAGGGUUGACAAGAAAAGCUCUGAGUGAUCAGGUCUGUUGAAGUGAGCUCAGAGCCUCAGAGGAAAUAGUAAGAAAGGGUAAUCAUUUAUAUAGUAAAAUAGGCAAAGCAGAAAUCAUACAUGUGCAUAUACACGCAUGUACACAUACAUACAAACCAGUAGAAUGCAUAAUUUUUAAUAUUUUUAAUAUUUUAGUGCUACCAGUUUCUAGAGAAAAUAAUCAGUAGAUGUUUUCUGCUAGAACUCAGAAUUGAAGAAGUUCUGCUAGAACUUUAUGAAUUGAAAUACUAUUCAUAAAACUAGGAAUAAUGCCACAUACAUUCAAUGGGAUCUUUUAAAAACUCCAAUUAUUUUUUAAAAUGUACCUAUUUAAAUCAAUUUAUAUUCGA
Messenger RNA from Nyctereutes procyonoides (raccoon dog), 8011 nucleotides. RefSeq names its product Nik related kinase (gene NRK). Bases 267 to 4982 code for a protein of 1571 amino acids. NCBI's taxonomy places the organism in Eukaryota, Metazoa, Chordata, Mammalia, Carnivora, Canidae. The transcript has 29 exons. Gene Ontology annotation, molecular function: protein kinase activity; ATP binding. Gene Ontology annotation, biological process: protein phosphorylation. The record is from RefSeq and is a predicted model, not a curated record.